This is a messenger RNA of Taeniopygia guttata (zebra finch), 1443 nucleotides long. Lineage: Eukaryota; Metazoa; Chordata; Aves; Passeriformes; Estrildidae. The record is from RefSeq and is a predicted model, not a curated record.
CGGUCCUGGUUCUGCUCCCGGGCCCGGUUCUGCUCUCGGUCCCGGUCCCGGUCCCGGUUCUGCUCCCGGUCCCGCUCCCGGUGGCCCCGGAGUGUCUCUCGUGCCACUCGGUGUCCCCAAGGUGCCACUCGCUGUCCCCUCGCCAUGAGCGCCGAGACGUUGGUCAAGGACGUCAAACCCGGCCUCAAGAACCUCAACCUCAUCUUCAUCGUGCUGGAGACCGGCCGGGUGACCAAGACCAAGGACGGCCACGAGGUUCGGACGUGCAAAGUGGCCGACAAGAGCGGCAGCAUCAACAUCUCCGUGUGGGACGAUGUGGGCAACCUCAUCCAGCCUGGGGACAUCAUCCGCCUCACCAAGGGCUACGCCUCCGUCUUCAAGGGCUGCCUGACGCUCUACACCGGCCGUGGUGGUGACCUGCAGAAAAUCGGCGAGUUCUGCAUGGUUUACUCCGAGGUGCCCAACUUCAGCGAGCCCAACCCCGAGUACGUGGCACAGCAGGCGCAGGGCAAAGGGGCCCCUCCCGAGAGUUCGGCCCCGGCAGCUCCGCAGCCCCCCCCGGGCCCCCCCGCCGCCUCCCCAGCCCCCGAGAGCCAGAACGGGAACGGGCUGAGCCCGGGGGUCCCCCCCGCGCACCCCCCGAGCGGCCGCAUCACCCGCAGCCAGCCCGGCCCGGUCAGCAACGGCAAAGAGACGCGGCGGAGCGGCAAGAGAUAACGGGGACCCCCCCGGUACCGCCCCGGAAACCCCCGGGGCCACCCCGGUACCGCCACCGACCGGGGGGGUCCCGGUUCCCCGAGCCCGCAGCGGGGAGGGGGUACCCGGUGUCCUCCCCGCCCCACCGGGGCUGCGGCCCCCCGGCUGCGGAACCCCCCCGGUACCUCCCGGUGUCCCCCCCGGUCCUGCCAUCAACCGGGAGGGGUCCCGGUUCACCGAUCCCGCAGCAGGGAGGGGGUGCCCGGUGUCCUCCCCACCCCACCGGGGCUGGCCCGGACCCCCCCUCCGGUGCUCGGGGGUCCCGGGGGGCACCCCCCGCGCACCCCCCGGCCGCGGAACCCCCCCAGAAUCCCACCGGAGCCCCCCCGGUACUGCCACCGACUGGGGGGGGUUCCCGGAUCCCCGAUCCCGCAGCGGGGAGGGGGUGCCCGGUGUCCUCCGCACCCCACCGGGGCUGGGGCCCCCCGGCUGCGGAACCCCCCCGGUACCUCCCGGUACCUCCCGGUGCCCCCCGGUACCUCCCGGAAUCCCCCCCGGUACCGCCAUCAACCGGGGGGGUUCCCGGUUCCCCGAUCCCGCAGCGGGAAGGGGGUGCCCGGUGUCCUCCCCACCCCACCGGGGCUGGCCCGGAGUCCCCCUCCGGUGCUCGGGGGUCCCGGGGGGGUCCCGCCGGUGCCCCCCGCCCCCGGUGUCGGUGGGGAGGGGUUAAUAAAGACCUGAGCUCUG